This is a messenger RNA of Xenopus tropicalis (tropical clawed frog), 1947 nucleotides long. RefSeq names its product angel homolog 2 (gene angel2). Gene Ontology annotation, molecular function: RNA 2'-phosphatase activity; catalytic activity; RNA 2',3'-cyclic phosphatase activity. The transcript is spliced from 9 exons. NCBI's taxonomy places the organism in Eukaryota, Metazoa, Chordata, Amphibia, Anura, Pipidae. The record is from RefSeq and is a predicted model, not a curated record. Bases 171 to 1751 code for a protein of 526 amino acids.
CUUACAUGGCGUUCCCAGCGUGCUUUGCUGAGCUAUGGCUGACUUUACGUGGUGCCGUUGUAGCGUUGAGGAUAAAGCCGCUGACUGUCUGUGAGGCGCUGGUAACCACAUGAUCCCAUAUUAUCUGGGGACCCUGAGUAGAAGCAGAUUUGUGGGUGACCAACACACCUAUGAGUAGAAACUUCUUUAGAUGUCCAUGGUGGACAGGAUAUUUUCCCUGGACCCCCAACCUUUCCGUCAGCAGUUUGAACCCUCAAGUAAAUUGGAGGCCAAGCUAUUCGUUGAGACCAAGCCCAGCUUCCUCUCCCAACUCCCUUGGUGUUCCCUGGAGCCCCCAACCUUCAUGUUGGAUUCACGUCUCUAACCUGAAUAUGGCUUCUAAAAGUGACGAACCGCUACCGAAACGUAAGAGAACAAGAGAGGAAGAACACGUUGAGCAGAAGCCAAAAUCAUCCAGUCCUACAAAGGAUAUUCGAGUCCCACCACUCCAUGCACCUCCUGGGCCCCCUCCAACCGCUAAACAUUCAGCAGCAGUCAAAGGUGUCAUUAGCAGAAGAUGGGAAGACUUCAAUCUGUAUUAUUCAGAAUUAUCCAAAUGGAACCGUGUGUUUGGAAGGGAUCCGGAAUACUUUGACUUUACUGUCCUUUCCUACAACAUCCUGUCCCAGGACCUACUGGAGGACAACUCCCAUCUGUACGACCACUGCAGGAGGCCACUCUUGUUCUGGAGCUACCGGCUGCCCAAUAUUCUCAAAGAGCUGGUAGAUCUGAAUGCAGAUAUACUUUGUUUACAAGAAGUUCAAGAAGAUCACUACACAACCCAGAUCAAGCCCAGUUUGGAAAGUCUUGGGUACCACUGCGAGUACAAGACACGAACUGGAAGUAAGCCAGACGGCUGCGCCAUUUGCUUCAAGGCUAAUAAGUUCUCCCUGGUGUCUGUGACCCCCGUGGAAUAUUACAGGCCCAAUAUAUCGCUGCUGGACAGAGACAACAUCGGACUUGUGCUUCUGCUUCGACCUAAAUCUCAAAGAGUGGCCCCUGUGAUCUGUGUGGCCAACACCCACCUGUUGUAUAACCCAAGGCGCGGGGACAUUAAACUGGCACAGCUGGCCAUACUCCUUGCUGAGAUUACCAGUGUGGCCUUUACUGGGGAAAAGGGAUUCUGCCCCAUUGUGCUCUGCGGGGACUUUAACUCUGUGCCAGGGUCACCUCUGCACAGCUUUAUCAGGGAAGGAAGGCUAAAUUAUGAGGGCCUGUCCAUCGGAAAGGUGUCGGGACAGGAACAGUAUCCCAGAGGGCAGAAGAUUCUCUCUAUCCCUAUAUGGCCAAAAAGUUUGGGCAUCUCUCAGAACUGUGUCUAUGAACCAAUGGAAAAUGCAUGGAAUGCAGCGGAAAUGGUAGAUAAGGAAUCUGUUGGAAACUCUGCGCGAAACAGACAGGUGGAACCAAGCCUGUCCCAUCACUUCAGCCUCUCCUCAGUGUACACUCACUUCUUCCCUGGAUCAGGAAUCCCCGAGAUCACUACCUGCCACUCCCGAUGUGCCCUGACGGUGGAUUACAUCUUUUAUUCCGCAGCAGCGAAUGACCUGUUUGCACAGCUAGGAACAAAUAGCUCCCAGAACGGCCUCCAGCUCCUGGGGAGACUCUCGCUGCUCACGGAACAAGAUCUCUGGAGUGUUAACGGCCUCCCCAACGAGACCAACUCCUCCGACCAUCUCUCCUUACUGGCCAAGUUUAGACUGGAGAUUUGACCUUAUUUUCAGCCCCCCCCAAUCAUAACUUUUAGUGCAGGGUGUUUCCAUUCAGCACAUAAAUGAUGGUUUUAAUGAUGUUUUUAUGUUAUUUUAUUUGUGUCCCUGAAUUUCAUGGCUGUUUUGUGUGAUUUGUAAAUUCUCUUUCACUCCCCUUGUAAAUAUUUUCUAAACAAAAGUAAAAAAAAAAAUCCUA